Molecule: messenger RNA, 1658 nt
Organism: Pseudogymnoascus destructans
Lineage: Eukaryota; Fungi; Ascomycota; Leotiomycetes; Thelebolales; Thelebolaceae
Exons: 1
Coding region: 140-901 (253 amino acids)
Molecular function (GO): hydrolase activity, acting on ester bonds
Source: RefSeq, a predicted model, not a curated record
GCUUCAAUUCCCAUACAUUGCCCUCAAUUGCUAUGCGCGUCCUUAUUGCUGCCUCUUAGCUGAUGGCGUAAGUAAGCUGACUACAAUAUUUUCACAGCCUUGCCCAUCAUUUUCAAUUAAAUCUAUAUCUCUUCUCAGGAUGGCCCCUCUCAAGUAUGUCGCCCUCGGCAGCUCCGUCGCGGCCGGCCCAGGUAUCCAGCCCAUCACCAACCGGUUUGCACGGCGCUCUGCGAACAACUAUCCCAACAUCCUCGCGAAAAAACUAGGCGCCGAGCUUACCGAUCUCUCCGCCUCAGGGGCCACUCUCAAAAACAUACUGUCUGUGCCCCAAACGUCCUUCUAUUUGAUCAGCUUCGAGCCGCAGAUAAAAGGCAUCCCUGCUGAUGCCGACAUCGUCACCAUCUCUGCUGGCGGGAACGAUAUUGGUUACAUCACCGGUAUCAUGCGAGAUACCUGGAGUACAACAUUCUCUGGCCGUCUCCUUACCGGGCUGCUGCCUACCGCGGAAGACCUGAGCAACCAGGACGUCGCUGACCGCUUCACGGCUAUUAUUGACGAGAUCCGCAAAAUCGUCCCCAAGGCUCUCAUCGUUCUGGUCGAGUAUCCGACGGUGUUUGGAUCGGAUAAGCCGAUUCAAGAUAUCCCUCUGGAUAAAGAACGCAUUCGUCAUCAUCGGACUGUUGCGGAUUCCCUUGAGAAGGCGUAUCAGUUAGCGGCCAAAGCUCGUCCGGGCGUGAAGCUCGUUUCCGUUGGCGAGCGCAGUCGUGAGCAUGCAGUGGGGUCGAAGGAGCCGUGGGUCAGCGGGAAUGUGGGCACUUUUGGGUUCCAUCCUAAUUUGGAGGGCAUGCAGGCGGUGGCAGAUAUGGUUUAUCAGGAACUGAAGUCUGAGAAUCUCGUCUAGAACUGGGAAUAUCUGCUUUGUUGCGUCUGUUCUUAUGAUAGACGCCGCCCGUUCGAUUUAUUUAUUAACUUGAAAUUGUCGCUAUGCAUUCAUUGGUCCUUGAUACCAUGAAUGAGAGACUGAAAAUGGGUAGAACUAAGUCUGCGUGGAUGAGACUGAGGUUCAAUAAAUACCCCGCAAAGAGAGGUGUUUGAACCGAAAAGAGAGGCCUUUUAGGAUUCGGCUCAAUCCUUCCCCAAACUAAAUGUGACUUGACGCCUGCUGCCUCGAAAAGCACUUGGUCGGUUCAAAUGGGGAAUAAUUUAGGCAAAAGAUACUCCAUGCGAGCAAGCGGCGCAAAUAUCCAGGAUAUUUGGGGCCGGCUUGGGGUCUAUAAACGGGGUUGUUUCUUAAUUCUAUACAACAACUUUUGAGAAACGGCGAAGAGAUAGUUGCUGAAAGGGAGCCCAGGGGUGGGCAAUUUAUUCUAAAUGGCCGGGGAAAGUGGUUGACACGAUGGUAAUAACAUUUUGGUUGUCUAUCAAGGUAUAAUAAUUUAAUUGGCAUAAGUUAACUUAUUUUAUUUUAUUUUUGGAGAAAUAGCAAAGUUUCUUGACGUUAAUUGCAGAAGCAACAUGAGGAGAGGUGGGCGAUUAUCAUGUUAGGUUGCACAAUUUAAAAGCCAUGAAAAGCGUCCUCUACCAAGCAAUCUGACGCGUAUAUGUAUAGCUCUAUGUAUAGCUUUAUAUCGAAGUCUGUAGAAACGCCCCCCCCUCCC